CGUGCGCCGCGGCCCUCCCGCCACCGGGACUGGGUCUUCCCGGGCUCGGCAGCUGGUGUCGAUUUCUCUGCGCUUUUCGGCUGCCUGGCACGCCAGUGCCCUUCGGCUCCCGCCCGGCCCUCUCCCGGUCAGCCCGGCGGCGGGGCCAUGGCGUGGCGGCGGCGGCGGCCCGAGGCCCGCAGCGGAGCCCGCGGCGCGCUGGCGCUGCUAGCGCUGGCCCUGUGUGCGCCCGGGGCCCGGGGCCGGGCGCUCGAGUGGUACUCGGCCGUGGUGAGCACCGAGUACGUGGACCCGCAGACCAACCGGAGCGUGCGGAGCGUCUCGGAGAGCGGCCGCUUCGGCGAGAGCUCACCCAAGGAGGGCGCGCGGGGCCUGGUGGGCGUCCCGCGCGCCGAGGACCGCGACCCCGAGGGCUGCGCGCCCCGCACGCGCUUCCUCGUGCCCGGCGGCCGGGGAGCCGCGCCCUGGGUCGCGCUGGUGGCGCGCGGGGGCUGCACCUUCAAGGACAAGGUGUUGGUGGCGGCUCGGCGGAACGCCUCGGCCGUGGUCCUGUACAACGAGGAGCGCCACGGGAACCUCACCGCGCCUAUGUCCCACGCGGGAACAGGAAAUAUAGUAGUCAUUAUGGUUAGCUACCCCAAAGGAAGAGAAAUUGUGGAUCUGGUGCAGAAAGACAUUCCGGUCACAAUGACCAUAGGGCUCGGCACCCGGCACGUACAGGAGUUCAUCAGCGGUCAGUCUGUGGUGUUUGUGGCCAUCGCCUUCAUCACCAUGAUGAUUAUCUCAUUAGCCUGGCUAAUAUUUUACUAUAUACAGCGCUUCCUAUACACUGGCUCACAGUUUGGAAGUCAGAGCCAUAGAAAAGAAACAAAGAAACUUAUUGGGCAGCUUCCUCUUCAUACUGUAAAGCAUGGAGAAAAGGGAAUUGAUGUUGAUGCGGAAAGCUGUGCAGUGUGUAUUGAAAAUUUUAGAGGAAAGGAUGUUAUCAGAAUCCUGCCAUGCAAGCAUAUUUUUCAUAGAAUAUGCAUUGACCCAUGGCUUUUGGAUCACCGAACGUGUCCAAUGUGUAAACUUGAUGUCAUCAAAGCCCUGGGAUAUUGGGGAGAGCUUGAGGACGUGCAGGAGACGCCUGCCCCAGAAUCGCCCCCCGGGGGCGUUUCGACUGCAGAUCUGAGUCUUACUUUACCGGAUGGUGACAGAAGUGACGCGGGCAGCUCAGCACUGCCCACCACCAGCGACUCCGCGCCACCUUGCGAGGCCAGUUUUAAAGAGGAUGCAGGUGAAAACACGGCCUUGCUGGAGACAAGCAGGAGUGACCCUCAGCGUGAAGGACCUGUCUCCUAGCGUACAACCUGCUGGCAGUGUCACGGACAGAGCUUGGGCUUGAAUUAAAGGACAUUUUAUUUUUUUUUUUACUUUAGCACACAGUUUGUAUGUGUGAAAAUAAUGUACAUUCUUUUACCUUUCAGGUUCUGGUUUGAUACACAAAGGGCUAAGAUACUUUAUUCUUCAAGAGAAUUUUUGAUUAGUCUUCGUGCAUUUAUCUACUAAAAUGUAUCGUAAGAUUCUUUCUUCUCAAGGAUGGUUCUAGACUAAGCACACUGAAUUCAGACUAGUUCAAAUGGAGUUGUGUGAUUAUAUUCAGUAGUUGAUCACAUGAGUUUCCCUGGAGGAAAGACUUUUUUAGAACAUGAAACUUGUGAAUGUGAUGAGAGAAAUCUAUCGCUUCCUUGCACCUCUGUACUAUAGAGAGAUUUCCAAACCUUAGAGCACUUUCAUUGUUGUUGUUUAUUUGGAGUUACGGGAAAAGCACUGGUUGACUUUAGGAUUUGCAUUUCUCCCUCUCGUUACCUAAUUUCUUCUAACAACCUUGAUGGGGAGGAAAGUUUUGUCCAUUUUUUUCUAUACGAAUAAAAAAAGCUACGAUUCCGUAUUGCGCACGAGCAUGAAGUUCUUCAUUGCUUGUUAAAGAAAUGGAGUAGACAGACUCUGAUAUGGCGUUUUUGGGGGUAAAUGGUGAAUAUGCUGAUUCCAACUGCAGUUUAAUCUUUACAAUGAUAAAGCGUGGUAGAUGGGGACUUUCCAUUGCUGUUGUAACAAAAUAAACAAGUAACCGGUUUCCUUGAUUAAUUUUAAAGCAAACUUAAUGGCGGUGACCUUGUUUAAUCAUCUCUCCUCUAUACUCUCGUUUGCUGUUCUUCCUUGGCAGUGGAGGUGGAGGGAGUGGGCUGUUCAAGCUUUCGGGGAUCGCUUUAUCAAUUGAUAAAGCGAUUAAACAGACACACACACUGUCCUCACUUCUUAGAGGUGGAAGUCAAGGAUGAGGAAGAGAUUUUUUUAGAACUGAAAUUGUGGCCCUUUUUCGUUUCCAAACUAGUUACUGUGUGUAUCUGUGUGGGUAAAAAUACAUGUUUAUUAAGAAUAUAUAAUUUUUAAAAUUUAAAUAAUUUAUUUUUAUAGCUGUAUCUAAGAUGUAAAGUUUAUAUAGCUUAUUUUUUUCAAACUAUUUACUACACUUUGAUUCCAGCCACUCAGUGAAAUACUAGGUGAGUAAACAGUGUUUACCGAACGAAGUAAACUGAGGCCAGUUUCCAUGUGAGGAGCUGUUGGAAUAGAAGUUGUCUUACUUUGAGCUCUCAUUUCAACAGACAGCCUCAGUAGGUUUCCAUAAUAGCAAUUAUCUUUGAAAUCCGCCUUCUGUGGUGCAUUGUGGAUAGGAAAAUAUGUCCUUGAUUUUAUACUGAGUAGACUGUUUGCUCUUUGUAUUUUAACACACACAGUAGGGAAAGAUGCUUUAAUUCUUCGCAGUAGCCAAUGAAGCUGACUUUUAAAAAGAAUACUGUGACAGAUCAAGGUAAAUUGUUUUUGAUGAUUAUGGAAGUGUGAGUUCUUAAUCAGUGGCUGUCAGCUAGAGCUUUCCUUAAUUCAGAAGUUUGAACCCUAAGUUAUAAAUAGAAGAGACUGGAAAAAUUAUAGUACUCUUAUUUCUAGAAACACAAGUCUUUAACAGCAGAUAAAUUAGCAAGAGAAGACAGAAAACUUCAGUACUUCGAAAGGAAAAUGUUUCCUUUGAUACGCUUUUCUUAGGUGGAAAUAAACAUGAUAACGGGUCAAAUAUUACUAGAAUUUUUGCUGAAAUAUAAACUUGAUAAAAUGCUGGGAAUCUGGGGAAUGUCAAUGAAGAAAGAUUAGUAAAUGAGAGAUGUAGUCAAGGUUAUAUUAUUUAUGGCAGUAAUCGAUUUCCUUCUGACAGUUGUCAUGAAGACCAUUUCUUCACAAAUAAUGUAGAGACAGUAUUUUUUCUUUUUAACUGAGAGCCUCAGGCAGGCCGUGGAGGAGGGCAGUGUACCCAUGGAUGUGAACACCCCGCAGGGUGUUGCCUGCCAUUGCUGCUUCCGGGCUUCCCAUCAGAAAGCCACGACGCCCAGAGGGGAGGCGUACACACAGCACCUGGAGCAGGUAAUUUGAAGAUACUAAAGCUACAACAGAUUGGAACUAAAAGUCCAGAGAAUUCACGGUGUGGUUUUUAAAAAACAUGACAGUUAAACUGAACUCGUUUGAUGACACUUAAAAGUUGACUGCAGUUUAUUGAACCCCAGGAUUAUUGCUUCUCUUAUUUCAGUCCCACACGUCCGAAAUGUUGUGCUUCUCGUUGGUGAUCUCGGUUUGGAACGGACCCCAGGCACAGUGUCGUCGCCCUGGCCGCUGCUCCUGAGCGCUGGUCUACACUUAGCAUUACAUGUGCAAUACGCAUUGAGCACCACGUCCCUGUGUGUUCCUGGCUGAAUCAGAAUUCAUAGUUAUCGUCCAAGCUCUAACAACCCGGGCAGUUAUUCUGUCCACGUAAGUACCGCUUACUAACCUGAUUACACACAAGUGCUAUGCAAGGAACGCAUGUGAAGAAAGGCGUGGUAGUCACUGAACAGGACAGUGCUAACGUGUGGCGUUUGCACAAAGAGUGAUGUAAGUCAAAGACUCGGGAAAAGUCAACAGGGCAAAUGACUUAAAUGGAAACCCAAGGAGAGAAGUGGUGUCCUUCCAACUAAGUGGAUAAUCUGAGUGAACUGUGGAAUCGGGGACUGGCGUGGCACACUCAGGAGCUGGUGGGAAAGCCCUGGCUGGAAGGUAGCAAAAGGCACCUUGGCCUAGAGUCUUCAAGGGGCGGCUGGUGUUCUCCAAAGGAUUCUGUGAAAUGUUUUAAGGUGGGGUGGGGGGAGGGUAAAGUAGGAAUUUCAUGCUCAGAUAAAGGUGUGUGCUACGCUAACUAUACAGUAUGAAUUUCCAAAAGUUUUCUAAACUUAUUUGAUUAUAGAACUUUUUUCCUCAAGGCUGAGGAACCCGUGCUCCAAGGAAACACAGCCAUAGGCUACCGGCGACACACCUGUGGGUGAUGCACCAUGAUGGGGGUGGCGCACACAGAGCAGACCCUGUCCUUGAAAUUACUUCUGCACCACUGAUAAAAAGAUGGGUAUUCUUGGACUAAGUGCCUAACGGCUGGUUUAGACGGGAAGCGGGCACUUAGAGCAUGGUCGGCCCAGAGGCCCCGAGCAGGAGGCAGUCCCCAAAGAGGAGUGAGUCUCAGUAACAGGGAAAGGCCGAAGGCCUGGAUGAGGGCGCAGAAAUGAAGCCGCAGGUCAGCAAGUGGCCAGCCGGUUUUGCCGGCACAGAAAGUAAAAGGUGAAUACCUCGUGCUUCCCUCCACAAAUCUGCGCUCUCCUACACACACACACUUGGGAUCCCUCGGCUUCCAGCCAGGCUUUUCCCACCAGCUGAUUAUAACUUCAUUGUGUUUUUUUUUGCUUUCGGGGGGGGGGGGGUUUGGCUACACAAUGUGGUUUGCAAGAUCUUAGUUCCCCCACCAGGGAUGGGACCCGGGCCCUUGGCAGUGAAAGUGCAGAGUCCUAACCACUGGACCGCCAGGGAUUCCCAGGACAUAUUCUUUAGUACAGCUUUAAGUAGGUUAAAAAACAAUUAAUCCCCAACUUACAAACGAGUGAGUGUUCAAAAGAUGUGCUCUAAUUGAAGUGCAGUUGCGCAGCACUCAGAAUGGACCUCCCCAUGAGCAGAAAAACUAUGUAAUUUAGGCCCCAGAACAGGACACCACAGGGAGCGGAGCUGACGAUGAGAAGCGUAAACUGGGACCACAUCAGGCAAGCCUGCACAUACGGCUACACUACCCACAGCUUAAUGAACGUUCUCCGGAAAAGCACAGAUCACAGAGAUCAUCGGGGAACAUCAGGAACCACAGCCCCACCCAGCGCCGAGGGGAACAGAUGCCUGAGAGGGGGACGGGCAGGGGGGAAGGUCUGUCUGCCCCGCACACUGCACACACUCAAAUAGGUGUCCUCAAAGACAGUUUCUUCUGCCAAAUUGGUACAUUCUUAAUGUUCUGUGCUCCUUCCCGUCUCCUUGUAUGUACACAUGUACUGUUUCAUGAUGGCCUGGUAAGCAAAAUGAACUACGCUGGAGAUGUAUCUUCUGGCAAGUUCUCAUGUGAAAGUGUACUAACUGAAGAAUAAAGUUCACCAACCGGAA
This is a messenger RNA of Delphinapterus leucas (beluga whale), 5535 nucleotides long. RefSeq names its product ring finger protein 149 (gene RNF149). The record is from RefSeq and is a predicted model, not a curated record. NCBI's taxonomy places the organism in Eukaryota, Metazoa, Chordata, Mammalia, Artiodactyla, Monodontidae.